Molecule: messenger RNA, 2604 nt
Organism: Fusarium subglutinans
Lineage: Eukaryota; Fungi; Ascomycota; Sordariomycetes; Hypocreales; Nectriaceae
Exons: 6
Coding region: 1-2604 (867 amino acids)
Biological process (GO): regulation of DNA-templated transcription
Molecular function (GO): DNA binding
Source: RefSeq, a predicted model, not a curated record
AUGUGUGCCGAAAAUGAGGAUAUUUUCUCUGAUCUUACAUUCCUCGACGUGGAGCAGCCGUACUCAUUCGAUGACCAGCUGGACAACUGGCUGCAAGCUCCUCCCACAGAACCUGUUGGACAGGACAUAUUGCUAUCGGGCAAUAUUGAGAGUAAUCAGCUACUUGACUAUGACACAAGCCUUAGUGGCUUAGCUUUUGAUAGCCUUAUCCCUGAUGUUCUUCAUCCCCCAUUUGCGCCUGUCAACACUGGUAACAAUGCCGCAACAUCAACCAGCUCUAUGGGCGAGGGGACUUCUCAAAGCUCUAGGCAAACCGGCAAACUGGGGGCAAGAUUUACUCAGAAUACAGUCAAAGUUCUGAGAAAUUGGUAUCUGACCCAUAGUCAUCACCCGUUUCCUGACGAGAAUGAGAAGAAGAUACUUGAGCAGCAGACUAAUCUCAGCAAAACCCAAAUCAUGAACUGGUUUGCUAAUGCACGGCGUCGGGAUAAGAUGGUGCGGUCUAGAGACGAUUUACCUUGCCCUACCAAGGCGAUGGAUGUGCCUCGAAGACCAGACACUCCAGCUCCUCGUAGAGCUACAGACUCGAUGAAUCCAUUGGAGCGGUGGGUAGAGUUGCCGCCAGAGAAUGAGCCUGCCUCAGCCGUCGACAUUGCUCGAGCUAUGGCCUCGAGCCCGCCAGCUUCAGCAUCUGAUUCUGGUCAGACCUGGGGCUUCUCAGGGAGCACAUAUGGUUCAAGCCACAGUAGAGGCUCACAAUCAUCAGCCGACUCUUAUGGUAGUCGAUCUAUAGAAGGACCAUUCGAUCCCUUGGUGAACAUUCGCUCAAGCCGCAGGAAAAGAAGAAGAGCCAUGAAACAGAGCAAUAAGCGAACGAGCUUUGCCAAGAAGUAUGACUGGCAACGACACGAGAACUCAGUGCACCUACCAUUGGAGAGGUGGAUAUGUUGUCCAAAUGGUCCGCGGAUGAACAACCCUACGAACCACGAUAACUUAUGCUGUGUCUUUUGCGGCCUGGCUGAUCCUGAUGAUCUUCAUAUAGAGAGCCAUCACUAUACAGCAUGUCAGAAACGUACCGUCCCUGAGCGGUCGUUCAAUCGCAAGGAUCAUCUCCGCCAGCAUUUGCGACUAUUCCACCAGAAUGCAAGCUUCAUUGAGUGGUCAAUGAUGUCGUGGAGGAUCAAAGUACCUGCCAUUCGCUCCCGCUGUGGUUUCUGCGAUCACCAAAUGGCGGAUUGGGAAGAUCGUGUGCAUCACAUCUCUGACCAUUUCAAAUUGGGAAAGACAAUGGCCGACUGGCAUGGUGAUUGGGGGUUUGAUCCUGAGAUUGCAGAAAUUGUCGAGAACGGAAUGCCUCCAUAUCUCAUCGAAAUCGAAAGACUCACACCUCUGCCGUUCGAAGGAGAAAGGACAUUGGCCGCUACUCCCUGUAGCGCCUAUGAACUACUGAAGCUUGAAGUGGCAUAUUAUAUGCAGAGAUUCCACGAAGAUAUGUCACGUCUGCCAUCCGCGAAGGAUAUGCAGCUCGAAGCUUGCAGAAUCAUUUUAGCUUCCGAGACUCUGAGCCAGGACUCUCACUUGUCUGCCUCUUGGCUACGGGACUUGAUAUUUUCAGAUCCCAAAGUCUCACAGGAUGCACGAUUCAGUCCGAUCAGAACAGCUACCGAGUCGAGAUUUUACCCAAUCAGAGUGAAAGGGAAAAAUACACUAUUCGAAUCAUGUCCAUUUGAAAAGCGGCUCCUUGACACCGUUUCCUCAAAACUAUCUAUAAGCCCAUCAGCCUAUCUAAGUGAUCAAGAAAUUAGAUACCAAAGCUGUUUGAUAGUUGGACAAAUGGAAGAUGUCUCAAUCACGCCUUCGGAAUUUAUCGCAACAUGGUUGAUCAGCUUGAUCCAUUCCGAUGAUAGCUGGGUCUCAUUAUUCCGGCAACGCGCCAAUAUUCCUCCAAGCCCCGGCCAUGAGAGCGGUCAAGCUACAGCCGACGAUUUCCCGGCUAGCAUCCAUGAUUACAGCCGAGUUGAGCAGGGGCUCGUAACAUACUUGGAACAACAAAGGCAGCUUGGUGUUGAACCCAGCGACGAUGACCUUCGGAAUCAAGCUCGAAUCGUUAUGAAUCAGAGUCAUGACCGAUGGUUCCAGACAAGAGCUGAUAACGACUUGUGGCUGCACUCGUUUAGAACAAGAUAUCCGCCCACGACGAACGAAGACGUUCCCUUGACUUCAUCACAGAAGGCUACAAUGAACUAUACGCAGACCACUAACACGGCCACAACACUUAACGAAAUUUCAGGCCCUGGCAAAUCUCGACAUAUCCCGUUAUCAAUCGCUGACCACGAGGCUCUUCUGAAUGCCCGUUCUCUAGUCUCCGGGGCCACACAAUUUGCAGCUAACGACUGGAAUUUUUACCAAUGGCUUGAGGAUGACCUUCGUCGCUGGGCUAUAUCGACCAUGUCGCCUCACAACCCUAUGCAACACAUCCCGUCUGAUGAGGAAUUCCAGCACCAUGCUCGGAUGGCGACGUUCAAUGAUGAUGAUCCACUAAACCAGACUAUUGCGGAUAACCCUACUUGGCUGGCUAUGCUUAAGAAGUCAUUGAAUAUAUGA